UAUUUUCUAUCAUUUUCACCUCUUAUCUAAAUUUAUUGUUAUUCAAUCUCAUUUGCCCCUUCCAAACUUCAUUAUACAGGUGAUCACAAUGUCAUGCAACAUAUACUAAAAUAUUUAUUGUUGAUUACAAUCAAUCCAGUUUGACUGUAUUAAUAAAUUAGUAUAGUGGUAUGAAGUGUAAUUUUACAUCAGAGCUGAAGAAUGGGAAUGAGGAUUUGUGAUGAAACUAUGAGAAGAGUGAAUGUAAUGAUUUGGCUCAGAGAAUUUACUGUACUUUUUUUAAACAUUUUAUUUUUAAAUGAGGUCAAUUGGGAGGGAAGAACAUUAAUUGGACAAAAUUCUGAUGAUAGUAUUUGGACCUGACAAACUCUUGAUCGUGCUGGAGCGAUCUGAAGAAAUAUGGAGAAUGGACUGGUGAUGAAGUUGCUUUUGGGAGUUAAUUGCCUGGCUAUAGUAGGUAGAUAGUAUCAGGCCCAAAACCUAUAGUUUUUCAUAUUGUAAAUAGAGUGCCUCCACCAUAAAAUUCAUUUUUAUUUCGUCACGUAUGGUUAGGGUAAGACCUAUUAAAUCGUUGCAUGUUUUACAUAGCAGUUCCUGCAACUCGUGAAUUAGGACAUUUUUCUCUUCAGGGGGGGGCAGCAAACAUACGCUACAUCUUUUUGCAACGGAACCGAUUCACGAUGUACCGUUGGUCGCGUAAAAGCUUCUUCCUUGUGAUUUUCCAUUAAUUGUGAUUGGUGGAUUGCAGCCAGCACAGAAGCCUAGUAUGUGAAAGUAGAUAAAUGUAGGUUAUGUGUGAAUGCAAGUAUAUGUGAUAGUCGGUGGAACGUACGUUUUGAGAUAGGAUUCAUUGCUUUGUGUUGUGUGUGGAAUGGAUCGCAAUGUGACACCAACUCAGCUUAUCCAAAUGUCUACAGAACCAUUAAGAUCAGAUGGCAGUGAACUGACACCUUUACAGUCAAACCAAGAGCAAGGAAGAAGCUAUGGAAAUUUAGUUGCAUAUUGGAUUCUGGGUCUUUGUAAUAAUUUUGGAUAUGUUGUAAUGCUUAGUGCAGCCCAUGACAUCCUAAGCCAAAACUUCCAUGACAAUGUAGAGGAGGAAAGUUCUUCUGAUUCAGUAAGCAAUACAACCCGUGAAUGUAAUCCAACUUCAACUGGUGCAAUUCUGCUAGCAGAUAUUCUUCCGUCUUUAGCAAUAAAAAUAUUGGCACCAUUCUUUCCAUUUCUUGUACAUGUACGAAUGCUACUGGUAGUUUUGUUAGCUGCAGUUGGCUUCUUGCUGGUAGCCUUAUCUACAAGGGAAUGGAUUGCGGUCCUUGGUGUUGUGUGCACAUCAUUGGGAUCUGGACUGGGAGAAGUUACACUACUUUCCUAUAGUUCAAUAUUUGAUAAGGAUGUAAUAUCAACUUGGUCUUCAGGAACAGGAGCUGCAGGAAUUUUGGGUGCUGGUUCUUAUGCCGGACUAACUUCAGUUGGCCUCAGUGCAGCAAAUUCCCUGUUAGUGAUGUUGAUAGUUCCUGUCAUUAUGGCUGCCGUAUUCUGGCUGUUGCUUCGAGCCCCUGGUUCAAGGACAUGCACAUGGAAAUCAAUAAUAAACCGUAAUGAUAGUAGCCAAGUAAAUUCAGAACAAAGCCCAUCGUCGGUGCCUGCGCCUAAGCUGGAAAGCUCACCAGUUGAAUCACCUAAACCGCUCACUGUAGUGGAAAAAAUAAAGUUAAUUCCCCCACUUUUUGUAUUCAUGAUACCUCUGGGUCUAGUUUACUUGUUUGAGUAUUUCAUCAAUCAGGGAUUGUUUGAGUUGAUUUACUUUCCUGAUAUAUGGCUUAAUCUUCAUGAACAGUAUCGCUGGCUUCAAGUUACUUAUCAGAUUGGUGUCUUCCUGUCGCGUUCAUCGGUAAACUUGUUUGUCGUUCGCAAACUCUGGAUUCUCGCUGUUCUGCAGUUUCUGAAUGUGAUUUUCUUCACCUUUGAGGCAGUCUAUCUCUUCCUUCCCAGUAUAUGGAUAGUUUUUGCAGCAGUGCUGUGGGAAGGGUUACUUGGCGGUGCAGCGUAUGUCAAUACCUUUUAUAGGAUAUCUACUGAGGUUCCAUUUGAGAAGAGGGAAUUUUCUAUGGGAAUUACAAGCCUUUCAGAUGCAAUUGGUAUAGGGCUUGCAGGGGCCAUAGCACUUCCUGUGCACAAUAUUUUGUGUCAGUUGCCAAAACCAUACUAAAUAAUCGGGUGUGGUCUGUGUAAUUUUGUUUUUACUGUACUACUGAAACUGAUCACAGGACUUUAAGUUGUCCUGAAGUCUGUGAUAGCUAUGAAAAUGUUUUGUGAUAGUAUCCGUCAUGUUUCAAGUGUGCCAGCCCUAAGAAGACCUUGGAAACAGUUGCAUUUAAAGUGUUAUCUUUCAGCAUCUACAAAGUUGUUUCAUUGUUCCUGUGUUGUUAUUCUUGGUAUGAUGUGCUGGAAGAUGCAGCAUAAUUUCAUAAUCUUACCGAAAAUGUAGCAAAUUUCAAGGAUACUACCAGCUCUCUGCAGUCACUUCUGCCACCUGAUGACAAUCAAGCACAACCUGCUGUACAAAUCAUUUUCAUAUGUUACAGUAUUAAAGGUUGCCAUGGUGGUAAAGUUGGUUGUGACCAUGUGUGGACUUGUAGAUGGGUACCACCAGGGCUUAAAAUGGAUGCAGUAUGUCCCUCUGAAUUUAUGGGUACCCACACACAAGCCCACACAGUAUUACAACCCAGAAGAGCACAAGAGACAUAUUCCUGUGAUUCACAAUCAUUGUUGAACCUUGUAACAAAAACGACCUGGUCUGAGGUAUCAUUUGUAUACCACACACCAUCUGUAGCGUCUAGAGUGUUACUGUUGCUGAUUCUCCAAACUGUUGGCAAUGUUUGGUGUUGGUCAAUUGCUCAAUGUGAUCAGUUUAUUUAAAAUUGUUGACACAAUUUGCUCUCUGUGGGACCUAUUGCACCUGCUAGCCUAAUAGCAGCUGCACAUUAAUGUGGAAGAAUAAUAUUUUUUAAUGUUUUUUAUUAUUAAUUUAAGUACUAUGUCAUUCCAGUAUGUACGGUGGAUGUACUAACAAAAUGUGAAACACUUUUGUGCCAAGCUAUUUCUUCCAUCGCUUAAAGUGAAAGGAAAAUUAAAUUUUGCUGUUGUUUUUUUCUUCCCA
Molecule: messenger RNA, 3163 nt
Organism: Zootermopsis nevadensis
Lineage: Eukaryota; Metazoa; Arthropoda; Insecta; Blattodea; Termopsidae
Gene: Cln3
Product: CLN3 lysosomal/endosomal transmembrane protein, battenin
Biological process (GO): lysosome organization; regulation of intracellular pH
Cellular component (GO): lysosome; membrane
Source: RefSeq, a predicted model, not a curated record